This is a messenger RNA of Notolabrus celidotus (New Zealand spotty), 11260 nucleotides long. RefSeq names its product xin actin binding repeat containing 2b (gene xirp2b). Gene Ontology annotation, cellular component: focal adhesion; stress fiber. Lineage: Eukaryota; Metazoa; Chordata; Actinopteri; Labriformes; Labridae. The transcript is spliced from 8 exons. The record is from RefSeq and is a predicted model, not a curated record. The coding region runs from base 1 to 9873 and encodes 3290 amino acids. Gene Ontology annotation, molecular function: actin filament binding. Gene Ontology annotation, biological process: actin filament organization; actin cytoskeleton organization.
AUGUACCAGGCAGCUGUCUCCAAGCGAGCAGACAACACCAUCCCCUGCGGGGUCAUGGAGGAGUCGGAGGUCUGUUCCCUGCCUGGGGGACUUGCCAGUGUGAGGAAGCAAUUUGAGACCCAGGAAACUGCAACUUCACACAAUGUAACCCAGUUCCACUUUCAUCACAGAACCGUGCAGGAAAUGUCAAACUCUGAGGUGACGGUGUCAGGCGGCAGCAGGCAGGUCCUCCCAGGCAGUCAGCAUCUCAAUGUCAACCAAGAAACCAUGAUGUCAUACAGUAACAACAACCUGGAAUCCAGCUUUGAAAACCAUCAGAUUGAAACAGAAGAGGAUUUUCCAAGGUACACCACCAAAGAACUGAGGGAUCACUUUGAAAGAACGAUAGAGGAAGCUACUCAACACAAACAUAUGAAGAUUGAGCGUGACAUCAAUCGAUCUAAGUGGUCCACAAAUGUGACACAAAACAACACAGUGACUAGUGAGGUGCAUGAAGCAUCUGCUACUGAGGCAACAGACAAUACAUCGGCUGCAGUGAUGGAUUAUGAGGACUUUCCGCCCCCGCCAGCUGAGGAUUCUGACUAUCUUCCACCCCCGCCUCCAGACUUACUACAAAUGCCAUCAGACAGUCAAACUAUGCCAGCCUGCAAUUACUCACCUGAGCCUCCAGAACUAGCAAACUCCUCCAAAUAUCCGCCAAACAAAGAGGCUUACUUCAAGCAGAGGAGUAUGUAUGAGCUUAAACGCCUUUACAAGCACAUUCAUCCUGAGGUUCGAAAGAAUAUUGAGAAGGAGUACUACUGUGAUUACAACGAGACCGAGAACAACCACGUAGAGGGCCAAGAGUAUAUGUAUGAGGAUGAAGGUGGUAGUCCUGAUGAUGAUGAAGAAUAUGGGGAGUGGGAAGAGAUUCUACCUGGGGAUGUGCAGUCAAUGCGUUGGAUGUUUGAGAAUAAGCCACUGGACACCAUCAAAGAUGAGGUUCUGGAUGAGGAUGAUGAAGAAAACAAAAUAAGUCAACAGGAGAUGAUUCUUGGAAAAGAUGUGAGGCGCACAGCUUGGAUGUUUGAGACAAAGCCAAUGGAUGAGCUGACUUCACAUAAUAUCAACUCGACUGAAUACAAAAACAAAUGCAAUAAAUUUGAUAAGGGAGAUGUUCGUGCUGCAGCGUGGUUGUUUGAAACCCAGAGGAUGGACACUCUGAAUAAAAUGCAUAAGAGCGAGGACUUGACCAAAGAGGUUGUGUUCACAGAGGAGGAUGGAAAUGCUACCAUUUACAUGAUUGACAAUAAGUACAUGGAAAGCCUGGGACACACGGAGACCAUUGAUGAGAGCAAGCUGCUGAGUCUGAGGUCAGUGUUAGAGGAAAUUCAUGAAGAAGUGAAAACUGUUACAAGCACUUUUGACACUCAGUUUAAAUGCAUCAUUAUGGGACAAUCAAGCCAGAUGCUGGAGAUUAAGUCUGUGCGUAAAAUUGAAACAGAAUUGGAGAGCUCCAUCGCUUCACGUUGGCUUUUUGAUACCCAACCCCUGGACAUGACUGACAAAGAAUCUUCAUCUUUGAAACUUGUGUGUAGCCUUUCCAUGGAAGAUAGCAAUAAAGGAGACUGGGGCAGGUGGUUGUUUGAGAUAAAAACACUGAGUUCUGUCAAUGAAUGGGAAAGCUCAAAUAUAGAGAACAAAGAGAUCACCGGAGCUGAUGUGCGCAAACACUGCUUAACAUUUGAAACCCAGCCAAUGGAUUCUUUGAAGGAUGACUCCAAUGCCAAAUCUCAGUCUCUUGAAGAAAUUAUCGGGGGCAAUGUUAGAUCUGCCAGGAAUUUUUUUGAAAGCAGCCCCCAAACUGUGAGAAAGACUGGGCCUGAGGUUGGAAAACUUCAAAAGGCUACAGUGUAUGAGGAAAUGAAAGGGGACGUGAGACACCAAAAGUGGCGCUUUGAGAGCCAACCUCUAGAGCAUAUAAGAGAGGAGAGGAAAGAGGUAACUCGCACAGUGAAUAUUGAAGACGACCUCACACAGGAGGAUGGCACAAGCUGCAGGGCAGAUGUUCGUAAGAACUGCUGGGUAUUUGAAACCCAGCCAAUGGAUACUUUAAAAGAUGAUUCAAAUGCAAAGCCCCUUACAAAAGAGGACAUUAUUUCAGGUAAUGUAAGAUCAGCCAGACAUUAUUUCGAAACAGCUCCAUCCCAGGAAUUGAAGGAUCUUGCAGAGGUGGGCAAACUGAAAAAAGCAGUAGCGCUUAAUGAGGAAAGGGGCGAUGUUAGACAUCAGAAAUGGAGAUUUGAAAGCCAACCCUUGGAGCAGAUUAGAGAGGAAAGGAAAGAAGUCAUUCGGACGAUUGACCUGGAAGAAAUUGAUAAAGUGGAUGUCUCCAACUACAAGCACAUCUUUGAAAGCACAGAUUACAACUGGAUGGAUGAAUCUCAAAAGAUCUUAAUCGAGGGUGUAACAUCAGGUUCUGUGAGAUCAAAUACCAACCUAUUUGAGUCGACUCCUAUGUACGCCAUGCAAGACAGCUCAGGGCACUUCCAUGAGGUGAAAACAGUGCGCCGUGAAGAGAUUGUGAAAGGAGAUGUAACAACGUGCAAGUGGAUGUUUGAAACACGACCAAUUGACCAGUUUGAUGAAACCAUUGCAAAAUUCCAGAUUAUCAAAGGAAUUUCCAAACAAGAAAUUGAGUCUGGUGAUGUAAAAACUGCAAAGUGGUUGUUUGAAACCCAGCCCCUUGAUGCUAUCAAGUACUUCAGCAAUAUUGAAGACGAAGAAGUCACUGGGACAAGUUCAAAUCAUGACAUAAUGAAGGGGGAUGUGAAAACCUGCAAGUGGCUAUUUGAGACAAAACCAAUGGACAUCUUGUACGAAAGAGUUGAGACGAAGGGUGAAAACGAAUCGGAAGAAGUGCAAAAGGGAGACGUGAAAACCUGCACUUGGCUUUUUGAAACACAAGCCCUGGAUACCAUCCACGAUGAGACAGAGACCAUUCUGAAAGCAAGUACGGUGAAUCAAGAAGACAUCAGAGGAAAAGAUGUGCGAACUGCUUGUUUCUUCUUUGAGACGGAGAAACUGGAGAACCUCACCGGGGAGGAGCAAGAUUCUUUUAAGCGUGUCACUGAGAUAGACAUCGCAUCAGGAGAUGUGUCAAGGAUGAAGUACAUUUUUGAGAAUCAAACAUCCGAUAUCAUGACUUCUACAUCUGAAGAAGCUAGGCGAACACUCAAGAGGGUCCAGACUGAGGACAUACAAAAAGGAAACGUAGUGAACCACAAAUGGCUCUUUGAAAACCAAUCCAUAGAUACCAUACAUGAUAGCCAAGAAGAAUCCAUCAGCGGCCGCACAAUAAAUGAUGUGCAAGGAGGAGAUGUUGAUAAAAGCCGUUUUAUUUUUGAAAGCUUCUCCUUGGAUAAGAUUCAUGAAGGGUCCACUGAGACAAACGCAGAGCUGAAUAAAAGCCAAAAAAUCAUCAGAGAUGAAGACGAGAAGGGGGAUGUGAGAAAUUACACUAUGAUGUUUGAAAAUCAGCCCCUUUAUGCCAUUCAGGACAAAGAGGGCCUUUAUCACGAGGUCACCACCGUCUCCAGUGAAGAGGUUACCAGAGGCGAUGUCGUUGGAACCCGCUGGCUGUUUGAAACAAAGCCCCUCGACGCUAUUAAGGACACAGAUGAGGUCUAUAUAAUUAAAUCUGUCACACAACAGGAUGUUCAGAGGGGAGAUGUCACCUCUGCCAAGUGGAGAUUUGAGACACAGCCUCUCGAUAGGAUUGCUGAGGAAAAGAAGGCUUUGAUAAGAACUGUGGAAGACAUCCAGGGAGGCAAUGUCAGGAUGAACAAAGAUCGUUUUGAGUCUGACGCUCUGUCUCAAGAAUCUGUUAGGACUGUUAAUGUGAGUGAAAUACAAAAAGGCGAUGUCAGGUCUGCGAAAUGGAGAUUUGAAACACAGUCAAUAGACAAGAUAAGAAGCAUGAGCUCUGAAAAUCUCAUUGAAACUGUUAAAAAAGAGGAGGUUGCGAAGGGAGAUGUCAAGCAGUCCGUGUGGCUCUUUGAGAAAAACCCUCUUGACCAUAUUAAAGAGGUAGAUGAGCACGAAGAUCAUCAAACCAUUACUCAAGAGGAGAUCUCUCAAGGAGAUGUAAAGACAACCACUUGGCUCUUUGAAACAACUCCAUUUGACAACUUUAAUGAGAACAAAAUGGAGAAGACUGAAAUCCUGGGGAAGAGCAUCAAGGGAACACUUGAGGAACUUUACAGUCAGGAAAUGGUGAAAUCCAAGGGAAUUCUCAUUGAAGCUGAUGAAAUUGGUGACAUAAGGAUGGCCAAGUAUCAGCUAAUGAAUAAGCAGUCACCGGAGAUUCAGCGGGAGGAAGUCAUCAGGGGGGAUCUGCAGACUAUUAUGAUGAACCUACUGACCAGACAGGAGAGUAGCGAGCGGCAGGUCAUUGUAGAUUCAGAAGAGAAGGGGAACAUCAGUUCAACAGUGCAGCAACUGUUCAACCAAGAGAGAGACAGUGUUGAGAGGGAGGAAGUAAUCCGGGGCGACAUUCGGGAAGCUAUAAACAACCUUUUCAAUGAGGGCGGGUUGGCUAAACAUGGAAUACUCAUCCAGGAAGACGAGAAAGGAGAUGUGCGGAUGACAAUAUACUCCCUCCUGAAUCAACAGGAGAAUGUUAGUGUUGAGAAAGAGGACAUUAUAAGAGGGGAUAUAAAGAGUGCUCUUCAAAACUUGGCCUCUGCAGACACAGCAGAUCAGGCGGUGAAGAUAAAGGUAGACGACACAGAAAAAGGAAAUGUCAACUUUUAUUCGACAUGCAUUGAAUCUGGGGCUCUUGAUUAUCUCAAACAGCUUCAUUUAGGACCUGAUGAGGCUCAAUCUGACUCAGCAGAAAGAGAGAAGAUACUUGGGGGCAACAUCAAGGACACAAAACUGACCCUCAGCAGCAAUCGUACGCAAAUUGAGCGUACAGUUGAGGAUGUUAUACCCGGGGAUGUCCACAACACGGUGAAGGUUUUCAUGUCUGAGCCGACCAUUUCAUUGGAGAAACUCCAAAAGGAAGAGAUAGUUAAAGGUGAUUUAAGAGCCGCUUUGAACUCUUUGUCUGUCUCAGCAAAUCAGACAGUCAUUGUAGAGAAGGAAGAGGUGGUGAAAGGUAACAUACCCAAAGCACUGCGGUGCCUGGAGAGGGCUCAAAAGCGGUACAAGGAGGUAGAGAAGCCAGAUAUCAUACCAGGAAAUAUCAGGGGCGCUUUGAGAUCUCUUGAGAAAUCAGCAACAUCCAGAGCUGAAGCUGUUGUCGAGGAUUUAGUUUCAGGAGAUGUGAAGGCCACUCUAAAAUCACUCGAGCUGGCUAAGCAAGCAGUGAAGGAAGUUGAGAAGGAAGAAAUCGUGAGGGGUGAUAUUCGUAUAGCAAUGCAAAGUCUACAUGAUGCCUCCAGUGAGAGGAAAAUGAGUCAACAGGGGGCAGAUGUCCAAGGGGACGUUAGAGGAACGAUUCAGCUCUUGAUGGAAUCUCCUCCUUCACCGAGGAUGGAAAGGAGCCCGAGCCUUGAGGGGGAUGUAAAGGGCAGUGUAAAGAUGUCCAUUAAGUCGCUGUAUGAGACACAGGAACAAACCCAGCUUGAAAGGGAAGAGGUGAUUAGGGGUGAUGUCAAAGGCACUAUUAAAUCAUUGUUGGAAACAGCACAGCGUGAAACUCCUAAAGUCAGACUCGGAGCAUACAGAAGAGUCAAAGUCAAGCAGGGCCCUCCAGUCAAAAGCCUGAAUACUGAUGCACAGCGCAACAUACAAAAGAUAAAAACAGCUAAGUUGGUGGAGACAUCGCAAGAAAAUCACUCUGAAACUGAAGUAGUUCAAACUAAGGCAAGUUCAGUUCAGCAGUGUGUUCAAAAAUCAACAACCGUGGUGGAGCAUAAAACAAUUACCCAAAACCACGGCAUCAAAACAUUAAAGACAGAGUUUCGUAAUCUCAAAUCCAAUCCAAAAGGAAUGAUCAAAGUAGAUAAAACCAAAGUGCAAACCAAUGUCUUAAUGCUAAAUCAAAAGACACCAGAGCCUGAUCUGCCUCCCCCACCUCCACCUGUGGUGGACACUGACCUUCCCCCUCCUCCUCCUCCUACUCCUCCCACCUCUGUUGACUCUGACAUUGAUCACCUUCCUCCUCCGCCACCUCCGCUCGCCAGUGAACAGGACUUCCUCCCUCCUCCACCAUCUCAACAGGAGCUGGAAAACAUUCCAGCACAUGCAGUUCAUGCCUCACCAGCCAAAGCCAAAAAGAUGACCGUUAAAAAAGUGAAAGCUCCCGUCGUUCACCAAAUCCCCAAACUUGAGCCUAAAGUAGAAUUAAAUCAAAUGAAACAGGUGGAGGUCAAAUCAGAGACAGUGGUAGAAAUGAGCCAAAACCAAUCCAAAACAACAAAAACAUCAAAAACCGUCUCACGUGAUAUCCCUCCCCCACCUGCAUCACCACAACCCCUGAAGAAGGUCUACAUCUCUCCUGUGAGAUUCACCCCUCCACCCUCUCCUCCACCUUUCAUGCGAAGCCAAAUGAGUAAAUUUAACACCCCAUUAAUAAAAGCAGAAGAAAAAUUCCGGAAGCUGAGGGAGGAAAACACUCCCCCAACCACUCCAUCACCCACUUUCAUCCAUGACUCAGUUACAGCUGCUCUUGAAAUGCUUUCCAACAAAGAUGCAGAGCAGUUCAAUAACAACACAUCGCUAAUCAAACAGCAGAGAGCUGAAAAUAUGCCGUUGAGUGUUCAUUUGGAUUCCAGAUUAAGUGGUGUGUCCAAGGAUAGUGUGGUCUCAAAUACCAUCCAGAGCAAUAUCAGUGCCAGUCAUGGGAAAAUCCUCUCAGAUUCAGCAGUUAUGUCUUCUGUUAAACAGCAAACAGUCUCCAGUGAGAGUUCUAACGUCGUCUCCUUUCAGAAGACCUCAUCUGUCUCGUCUGUUCGACAGCAGACACAUACGACCUCACAGAAAACAGUUUCUGUUUCCUCCUCCCAGUCUGCUCAGUCAGUCGUGGCUGACAAAGUCCAGGCCUCAAUUACUGAUGUCACAAAAACAGAAAACAUGGUGGCUGAUAGAAAGACAGAUUCUAAGAAUAAGAAAACAAAGUCCUCCGACAAAUCUGAAGAGAUAGCCAAAGCCCCUGUUAUAAUAGUUAAAUCUGAACUUGAUUUCACCUCUGAGGAGAAUAUUAAAUCAAGCAAAUCACAAUCUGACAACAAGAAGAUGAAAGAUAACUCAACACCAGAAUUACCCAGUAAUCCUCUCACCCAGUCUUCAGACAAAAAUGUUAAGCAGUCCAAAUCAGCACAGCGUGAUAACAAGAAGAAAGCUGAUCACUCUCCUCCCAAGAACAAAGAGAAAAUUUCAGAGCAACCACCGCAAACAGAAAAGACAGCUGUGAACACCAACGGAAAAAAUGGCAAACUGAGCCAAAAAGGAAAAAAGAACAACAAACAAGAAAAGCAAAUUGAGACACAAACCUCCAAUGAGGCUGAGAAGAAGAGUGUUUCACAAGCAGUCAAAAUGGAAGUGAAGGAAGCCUCUGAGGUGAAAGUGAUCAAGGAAGUUAAGGAAGCAAAGACAGAGGUAAAGCAGGGGAAUACAACAGUUACCUCUUCUCCUGCAGCUGUAAGCAUCACUGACAUCCAAGCAGAAACUCCAACUACAGGAAAGAAGAAAAAGAAGUCAAAGAAGUCCAGACAGCAACAUGUAGAAGUUAUAGAAACCAAGAUGGGAUUAUCCGAAAAAGCCCUCCAAACUCAGGUAACAAUAGCAGCAACCAGUGUAAAAGAAGAGAAAAUACAAGUCAUUACAACAGACAGCAAAGACGAUCAGAACUCCCUGCAACAAAAAGAAGUUCAAAAGAAUGGGAAGGGAUCUCAAAAGAAGAAAGGAAUGACAGCUAUUCAGCAGAACGUGGUAGACUCAGAGGAAAGCAAGGAUGUCCCAAUUACAGUGACAGGCAUGUCAGAGGAAAAUGAACUGGUAAAGUCCACAGUGAAGGGAAAAGAGGAUUCUCAAAGGGGGAACAACCAAAUGAUAAUCUCUCACAUCACAGAGACACACAAAGUUUCAGAAAAGAAGAAUUCUAAAACUGUGAACACUCAGUUUGAAACAGAUUCAAAUUGGCUCUUAAGUCAGAGAGAAGACAGUGAGACAAUGGAGAAGCAUGAAUGUGAGCCAGUUUCUGAGAAGUCCAUUUGUGGUGGUGCAACACCAAGAAUCUCUAAGAUUAGCAUUGGUUCUGCUAAAGUGGAGAACCAAACAAAGAAAAAGACUUCUCAUGAAAGAAGGAAAGAAGAAACAAGUCAGUGCAAGUCUGUUGACCUCCGAGCUCCCUCGCCGUUAUUGAGGAUGCGCUCACCUUCCCCGACGUUUAUCACUAUUGAAUCCACACGCAGGACCGACUCGCCCCAGAGAGUCACUCCUUCACCUACCCUCUUGCACAGGCCGCCAACACCCCCUACACCACCACCACGGAGGUGUGAGACCCCGACAUCGCGUCUCACAAGAAUCACACCUUCUCCUACUUUUGACCGAGCCGAAAAUUUGCCUCGGCUCAAGGACGCUACUGCAAAACUCUCCCGUGGUGUAACCCCACCACCCGCGCUUCCUCAGCACAUCUCUGAGAAGAAGUCAGAGAUUGUGGAAUCACCUGCGUCAUUCCAGCGGCAAAUCAAAAUCGAUCAGCAACGUUUGGAGACUUCAGGGACAUUGAUUACAACAGAGAAAGCCACAAAGAGUUUAUCUGCUGAGGCUCAGGUACUUGAUGUAACUUUUGCACAUAAUGAAAGUAAAUCAGAGGAUUUGAUCGCAAAUGAAAUACAAAGUAAGCCUGAGACCUACAUGCCAUUAUACGACAAUGAACUAGAUUUUGGUGAAGAUUCAGAUGAUUCAGAGCCGUCAACAGCAUCUUUCAAAGACAAGAGACACUUUUUCGAAGAGGCUCAAAAGGCUGAUGUUAAUAAGACCUAUGUGCGGAAGGAGCCCAUUGAUAUCCCUGAACGUCUGGGUCCAGACAUGGAGGAGUGUGAGGAGGAAAGAAAGAACAAAGGAAUGGAUGAGCUUCCCAAGGCAGACUUGCCUAAUCUGGUAAACAAAUUUGAAUUACCUGAAGAGAAAUCAUAUAUCAAAAAAGAGCUUAUCCCACUUUCAGACUGGCUUCACAACAUCGCUGAGAGCACAGAAGAAAAAACAGACAUCCUGGAACAGGAAAUGCCAACUUUUGACAUCCAUGCUAUUAAAAGUGUUUUUGAACUGGAUGAGCAAAGUUCCUCACUCGGAAAGGAGAAAGGGGAUCAGGAUGAGCCUGUGUCAAGCCUGACUGAAACAACAGUAGACACUUCAAAGAGGGAAAGUCCUCAAGAGACAAAGGGAGGCUCACGGCAUAGCACCCCCCUCCCUCAGUCAAAAAAUGAUCUGGAAACAGUGCCAGCAAAACCAGCAGGCUUCUCUGAAACCAAAUCAAUCACAGAACAUUUCUCAAACGUUGAUGAGUUUGGAAACAAGAUCACUGGAACAAGGACGGCUGUCACUGAGCACUCAGAGAGUGUUUCAACCGAACAUGCUCCCUUUUCCUAUGCUGAUGCAGUGAAAAGAAAAGCUGCUGCUGCUGCAGUGAAGGAAGCAGACACCUAUGAUGAAGAAGCCACCGAGAAUCUGCUGAGAAACUUCCACAAAACGUGGACAGAGAGUGAGACCGUUUUCAAGAGUCUUGGCUACACUGUGUCUGAGGAGACAACAUCGCAAGUUGUGUCGCAGAAGACAAAGAUGGUCUCAUCUGGUUCGAGUUCCGAAGUCAGAGCUAUGCACGGUUUGCCGGAGGAGAGCUUAUCCGAUGGAUGCUGUGAUAGUGGACAAAAAAAAAUACCAUAAAUCCUGUUUCUACUGUGAGCACUGCAGAAAUAAAUUAAGCCUAGGAAAUUACGUCUCCCUCCAUGGACAUUUCUACUGUCUACCCCAUUACAAACAACUCCUCAAGUCCCAAGGGAACCACGAUAAUGGACUUGGGCAGAAACCUCCCGCAGGAAGUGUUGGACCUAUCCCCUCAGAUGAGAAACUUGAAUGGAGAUACUCCAUUAGCAGCCUGAAUUCAAUAGACAAAACACACAUAAGUGAAAAUGAAGUUACAAAAACGUGUGAGGAAAGCAAACCACUCUUCAACAGAAUAUCUCUAGUUUGGCCCCCACAGGCUGAUCCUCCAAAGAAAGCUUUUAAAAUAGAGGAAGACAUUCAGCUAACUAAGCCCCAGUGGCCCCCUCCUGACAACUCCCCAACGUCAGCCAGACACCAACACAGAAAGGCUGUUCCCAGAAGUGUCCUUUGAAAUAAAGUCGCCCAACCAGUUUAGUCAAAUAAAUCCAAAGAGGAAGCUCUGAAAAAAGGAUGGUUUAAAAAGAUGUGUAGAAAGAACUGUCCUGGCCGAACUGUUAAAGGAAGUGUUUGAUUAAAGGUCAUAGAGUCAAGUGAGUUAAAAAGGAACGUGUAAAGUAAGGAUAUGAGAGGUAACUGUGUAUAUACAUGUAAAUGGUGUGUAAAGGGUAAUGCAGGUUGUAACUGUGAUAGUAAGUGGAAGAAAGAUAGAUGUGGAGAAGGUUUAGAAAGUGCUUUUAUGUCCAGCAGUCACACCGAUGUGCUCUGGUUAAGAUAACUUGUUAGUUUGGUUAGAAAGAGCAUCAUGAAUCAAUAUCAAAGUUGGUUUUAAUCAACUAUUUUUUGAGUUUAGUCUGAGGUGUAGUGACUUAAAUUAGCUGAAUAUCCUUCCCUCAAAACUCACACUGCUUUUGAAAAUAGCAUAGUAAAAUGAAUCAGUGAUACUUUCAUAUACAAUUCUGCCCAGUGUCUCUUUAGUCCCCUUUGUUUCAUUCACAAAUGAUUGAGCUCAUUCUACACUUUACUCCAUUUUUAUGCUGGUCCAUGGAAUAUAUGAAUAUUUCCAGUCUGUAGACUUCUCUGUUGUAUUAUUUUCAGGGCUUUUAACAUUCAACAUUACAUUUUUGCAUUUGCCUUUUUUAGCACCUGCUGUGCAGACAACUAAAAGCAUCUGAAAUUAUUUUAUUUAUAAUAUUGAAAGUAUAUAAUAUAAACAAGUGAAUCGGUUAUAAUCAUGUUUGUUUUGGACAUUUGUAUCCUAUUUUGAUCGACAAAUAUUUUUGAAUGAAGAAUUUUAUUUUAUAGAUUAGACAGGUAUAUCUUGCUUUGUACAAGAAAAUUCCUGAUUAUGUCACACUGUCAGGCUGGUUCACUUACUUUAUUGCUUAUC